Alternaria hordeiaustralica is the source of this 6525-nucleotide messenger RNA. RefSeq lists its product as uncharacterized. The record is from RefSeq and is a predicted model, not a curated record. The transcript has 6 exons. NCBI's taxonomy places the organism in Eukaryota, Fungi, Ascomycota, Dothideomycetes, Pleosporales, Pleosporaceae. Gene Ontology annotation, molecular function: protein binding. The coding region runs from base 1 to 6525 and encodes 2174 amino acids.
AUGGCUUCGGCCACCAAGGUCCAGCAUUCGAAGUUCGAUGCACAGUCUUUCAACCCCGGACUGAACGUUGUCUACCCUAGUGAUGAUCAGGCAACGUUAAAGUUCUCGGCCAAAAUCGAGAUCAUCGCCAUUCCAGGCUUGGGAGCGGACCCCGAAUAUACAUGGAAGAAGAGCAAAGUGCAUUGGCUUCGCGAUGCCAACAUGCUUCCGAAGAAGAUUCCACAUGCCAAGAUUAGCGUUUUCCAGUAUCAGUCGCAGUGGUUCGGAAAAGGGUCGGUCGACGAACGCAUCGACAAUGUCGCGAACAAACUACUACAUAGCCUCGACAGGUCACGAGUGAACGAAACCAAAACGCCCAUCAUCUUCAUCUCACAUUGUCUUGGGGGCAUUAUUCUCGAGAAGGCCCUGCUUAUGUCGAGAUCACGCCAAACGGACUUUCCCAACGUGUAUCCUUGGAUCGCGGGAUGCUUCUUCCUCGGUACACCUUUUCACGGCACGUCAAGCCAGUCCAAGGCAAUGGUGCUAGCAUCCAUGGCCGAAGUCGCCGGCUGGGGUACGCCCUCUAGUCUACUCAAGGUGUUAGAAAAAGACUCGGAUAUAUUGCGCAGUCUUCUCACUGAGUUUUCUUACAUGGCGCGAGAGGCUCAGUUUCGACUACUUUGCUUCUGGGAAGAAAAUGACAGCGACCUGGUCAACUACCUCGUGAAGGGAAUCACAUGGCUGAAGAGUAAAGAACGCAUCGUGGAUCAAUCUUCGGCAACAAUCGAAUCAUUCGACAGCAUCUCUCUCAUGUCGGAUCAUUUCCAACUCAACAAGUUCCCUGGGCCAAAGGACGGUAACUUCACUUCCGUCUCUGAUGAGAUCCGUGAGACAGCCAACAAGGCGGAUAGCAUCAUCAAGACGCGUCAGAACAUGCUUCGACAAUCUCAAGUCGAUGAUCGUACCUACCACAGCAUGAUGGAUGCCCUCGGCAAAGGAUUCGCCGACGUAGAAGCCGCCGUAAAGGGCACGUACACAGGAGCGAAGGGUACGAAGUCAUCAUCAGUGCUGGAAAUCGAAAACUUCCAGACCUGGAAGAAUUCGAAUGCAAGUCCUGUCCUUUGGAUUCAUGGAAAGGCUGGUACGGGCCAAGGUGCGAUCGCAUCUUCCGCUCUUGAACUUCUCCGAAAUGAAAAAGCAGAAAAAUCAAUGAUAAUGUCGUUCUUUUGCGACCAGGGCGACACAAUGCGACGAUCGCUCAAAGGCUUACUGCAAAUGGCUGUCCGCCAGAUGAUCGACAUGGACCAAGAUCUUGCCCGACACUUGCUUUCAGAUUCUCGCAGCAGCAAAGACGCUGGAAAGCAAAGUUUUGACACCGAGGAGAUACUCAAGGUGCCCACUUUAUGGAUAGCACUACAUAAGAUGGCGCGGGAUCUGCCUAACACUAAAAUCUACAUCGUGGUAUACGGUGUGGAGCAGCUUGCGGAAGAAUCGUUGGAACAAUUUCUGCAGUACAUGUCAGAGACGCUAGAAACCGAGGUUGCGACAAAUGACGAAGAGGAGUGUCAAUCCGUCAGAUGGCUGCUUCUCAAUCGAAGCGGUCGCCCGAACAUCGAGAAAUGCUUGAGACCGCGAUCGUUGGAGAUCAAUCUCAGCGACGCGGAGAACUCUGCGCAGAUUAGUGACGACCUCAAAGCGCACAUAUCAAACAGCGUCGACGAGCUGGAGCUUCCAAAGUCUUUGGCAUAUUUCGUGAAGCGCCACAUCUACUCGCGCGCGGAAGACAACUGGAUCUACGUUAGUCUAGUCGUACAAGAAGUCAAGAAUGCGUGGGUCCACGGAUCUACACAGCACGCACAGAUCCGAAGACUGUUGGAGUCAUUUCCGUAUGGUCUGACCGACAUGUUUGAGCACGUGCGAAAGCGCGUCCUGAAUCCACAAGCGGAGGGCCAUGAAUACACAAAAGAGAUAUUGCGUUGCAGAAUCUCGGCAUAUGUAGCGCCCACCAUGCGCGAGCUUGCGAUCAUGGCCGAGCUACCUCAGCAAGAUCGCAACGACGUGAACAAGCUCAAAGUAUACAUAGUUCGCUGUGGUGCAUUCUUCACCUUGAGGGGUAACGACUGGGAUCUGGAUAACAGCACUGUCGAAUGGAUCGACAUCUCAGCACAGGAGCAUCUCCGACAGUAUGCAAAGAACGACUUAUCUCUGGAUCUUGACGAUGUUCAGCAUGGCAUCAUCGCGUUACGUUCGUUGGAGUAUAUAUACGACGCCGUCAAACAUCAAGACGCGGCAGAACACGAGCUAGAGGAUGGCAAUGAAGAUCAAGAGGAAGAAAAAGAGGAAGAAGAGCCAGCGGAGGAUCUUGAGGUCGAAGUAGAGGAGGCGAUCGACACUACCGAAGCCGACAGCAAGUCAGUACACGAUGGCGCCAGCCAACAAAGCGAACAGGACCAACAGGACCAACAGGACGAAGACGAUGAAGAUGAAGAAGAAGACGAGGCUGAUUCAUCCUCAGUUAGAGAAGCGAAUGAAGACGAAGGUAUGCUAGACGUUGAUCUACAAUACCCUGUUCGGUACUGGGUGGAACACGCGAAGCGAGCACCACCGGAUGUGCUCGAAGAAAUCGACUUUGGCCACUCAUUCUGGCAAGAAGGUUCCGAUGCUCGCCAAAGAUGGUGGAAAACCAUAGAAGAAGUUCACAACAUGACAGAUCAGAAAGACGUAUCGCCACUCCAUGUCGCUGUAAUCCUCGAGUUCCCUGCUUUAGUCGACCACAUCCUUAGCCACAGUGAGACGGCGGAUGUCCACUUACAAGACUCUCUCGGGUUCCAGCCUCUGUAUUACGCAUGCGAUGGUGGCUGUGGGGAGAUUGUCAAUGCGCUAUUGGGAGCAGGUGCUGACAUUGACUUCUCGAGCAGCAGCGCCAACCCUACCGCGCUGCAUGCUGCGUCAAGGAACGGCCACUACGAUGUUGUCAGCACCUUACUCGACCGCGAGGCCGAUGUAAACGCCUCGUCGUCAGACCAUGGAACAGCGCUUUACGCGGCUGCGGGCAACCUCGAAAAUCGCGUCGUGAAGCUUCUGCUCGACCGCAAUGCCGAUGUCAACGUCAUUGGUGGCCCUGGCCGAAGAGCGCUGAAUAUGGCCGCAUUCUCAGGCAAUACUGAAGCUGUUCGCCUAUUGAUCGAGAGAGGCGCUAGUGUUGACCCCAACGAAGAGUACUUCUACGGGUCUGCACUUGGUGCUGCCGCCCGUCGUGGACAUGCUGAUGUUGUCCGUCACCUCUUGUCGCAGUCGUGGAACCCGAGCCGACCGAUGAAGACCUAUGGAAGCUUCUUGAACGCAGCUGCUACCUAUAACCAUCUGGAAGUCUUCGAGAUCCUGCUCGAGAAAGAGGAGCGCGUUCUCGUGCUCGAACAGGCAUUGCAAGCUGCUGCGCAACGGGGCUACGAUGCCAUUGUCAAGGCCGUUCUGGAAAAAGAAUCCAAAGUACCGUCGUGCAUCAUCAGGUACCAGAGAGCGUUUUCUUUGGCCGCCUUCUACGGUAGAACGGAAGUGCUCAAGUUACUUCAUCCAAAGGGAAUCGAUCAAACGCAACUAGACGAGGCCCUGUAUCAGGCUACCGACAACGAGCACCUGGAGACCGUGAAGCUGCUUCUCGACUUUGGCGCCAACCCAGAUACGGAAGGGCCUACGUACGGCUUUGCGUUAGCCGCCAGUGCCUACGAUGGUACAGCGGACAUCAUGAGAGCUCUUCUCGAUAAAGGCGCUAACGUGAACAAACGCGGUGGAGAUUACGGCACAUGCAUCCAGGCAGCUGCAUGGUUCGGCGACGCCGAUAACGUUCGACUGCUACUUGAGCGCGGAGCCAAGCUCAAUACUGAACCAAUUGGUUAUUACGGCACCGAGCUGCAAGCUGCUGUUCAUACUGGCGAUGAAGACACCAUUCGCCUUCUUAUCGAAGAAGGAGCUGAUGUGAACGCAUUUGGAGGGCACUUCUCGUAUGCUAUUGUUGCUGCGGUGGAGCAAGGCGACAGCACUGCGACCAAGAUUCUGUUCGAACAUGGUGCUAAUGUCAACCUUCUCUUGCAGAACGUCAACGACAUCAAUGCAGCCUGCGCUAGAGGCACAACAGCUUUGAUCAAUUGCGCUGACGCAUGCGAUGCAGAUGGAUUAAAGUUUCUCAUCUCUCAUAACGCCGACGUGCACAUUUCAAGCGACAAGUACGGUACAGCACUCCACGCAGCAGCUGCCGAAGGCGAUGAGGAAUGUUGCGAGGUAUUGCUCCAAGCUGGCGCGGAUGUCAACGCUGUUGGUGGGCCAUAUGGAACGCCGCUGCAAGCUGCUGCAUGGGCCGAGGAUAUGGAAAGUGUCCAAGUCUUACUGAAAGCCGGUGCCGACAUUAGCAUCACGGAGCCCAUAUCCGGCGAGUAUGGUACGGCUCUGCAGGCCGCUUGUGCUGCUGGCUCAUUCGAUAUCGUCAAAGAGCUAUUACAGCAUGGUGCGGCUGUCAACAUCCGGCCAGCGAAUGGAAAGUUUGGCGGUGCACUCUCUGCAGCCGCUGCCGGCGGGUUCGACAAGCUUGUAAAGCUUCUCAUCAAACAUCACGCCGAUGUGAACGCUAGUGGUGGCCUACAUGGCUUCCCUAUCCUGGCUGCCGCUCAGUCUGGGGUCUUACCUGUCGUGCAGCGCUUACUCGACAACGGUGCCAAUGCUUCAGCGCUAGGAGGCAUACUUGGCUCCACUGUAGCUGCUGCAGCUUACGGGAACGACUUGGGAAUUAUCCGAUUGCUGAUAGAACAUGGGGCCGAUGUACAUGCAAAGGGGGGGAAGUAUGGCGACGCCCUACAAACAGCAGCGAUGAAAGCCGAUAUGGCCAUCAUUGAGGAACUUCUCGACCGAGCCAUCGAACUCGUUAAUCAUCGCGAUGGCAAAUAUCAUACCGCUCUCGUAGCCGCCUCAUACUUCAACCGUAUGGAGGUGGUUGUCAAGCUGCUUGAUGCUGGAGCAGACUUUCGGGUUCAGGGCGGAAUGUACCGAAGUGCUAUCUCCGCGGCUGCCAUCCGAGGCAACAAGACUAUUCUGGACAACUUUCUCGCGAUGAAACCUCCGGAUCACCUCUUGGAUGAAGCGUUCGUUGAAGCUUGCGCUCAUCGUCAAUCAGCCUGUGUGGACGCUUUACUCAAAGCGGGCGCCAACGUCUACGCACGACAUCCGAAUCGAGGGUCUGCAACCGAAGCACUUGAUACAUCGGAAGAAGAGGAUGAAAAUUCCGAUCUGGAUGAUGACGAUGAUGAGGACGAGGAAGAAGAUUCCGAUGAUGAAGAAGAGGAAGAGAGUGAUGAUGACGAAUGGGAAGGUGACGACGUCUCCGUGGCCGGACAGACCGACGCAGGCAGUGUUACUGACGUGGAACUGGAAGAAGAGUUGCCGGAAGAGGCCAAGAUACGAAAACUGUUGAGAGAGGCACAGGAUCGCUGCAAACGCAACCCAACAGUGAAGCGGUUCAGGACCGUAAAGCGCCAAGAGAUUCCGACAAGCCUUAGCGCUGGGAUAAACCGCCGUCGUCCGGUACCACCAUUGCCCUUGCAAGCAGUGCGCGAAUCCAAUUUGCACAGCGAUGAGAAGGAAGUUGCACCACCACAUGGCCAGCACUCCCAGGAGCCCUGGAGUCUGCCUUUUCACCUCAGACCGGGAAGGGCAGAGGUUGUAGCGGUUCCACAUGCUCAGCCGGCUCCAGGGGUUCCAGUAUCAUCGUACGCUGCCCAUUUACCCCCUAUACCUGCUCAGGGCAAUCUUCAAUCUCCACCAUUAUCGUCCGAAGGUAUGCGAUCGUCCAUUGACGACCGGCAACGACAAGACUCGGCCUCUUCUUUACCAUCACAGAGACACAGCUUGAUUGAAGCCACAGUUAGCGUGCCGCAGCCUGACAACACGACGUUGAGGAAGGGUAGUGCAGACCACGGGCUCAAGAGAAACAGCAAGGCUGUCAAUCGCAAGUCAGUCGCAAACCUGGAAGCAGUCAAUCGAUACCACCAGCAGCGGCAGUCAAGCUACUCAAAGCCCACACCACUCCUAGACCGAUCGAUAUCAGAACACGACUACGCUGCGCAGGGUCAGCAGAUCGCGUCUCCACCACAGUAUGGAUCACCUCAGAUUGCACCGCAAGGCAACAACCCUGAUGCUGUGAACCAGUCAUACCCUCCACCACUGCCACACCGGCAAUCACAGCAGUUCAAUCAGGCACAACCGUGGUUGUAUCCUGGUCCAUCGCAGGCACCGCAGCCCCCUCACCAACAGUACCUGCCGUAUACAUCGCCACCGCUGCCUCCAACGCAGCAACAAUACAUGCCUUAUUCGCACACAAGUGCAGCUUCAUCUCCGGCUUCGAGGCCGAGCAGUCAGUAUACGAAUACAGGUAGCCAAUAUGCACCCUGGGAUACGCCGAACUCAAGUACAACUACGUUCAGUAAUGCGCAGGGUCAGGGCGAGGCGCAGGGAAGGCGGUGGGCUAGUGGUGGGUAUGAAGGGCAGGGGUAUGGAUAA